AUGGACCCCCUCGUGUACAAGAAGAACACUAUCCCCCAGCGCCAGCGCAUCUACCAGGCUGACCCGCGCCCUGUGUACCAGCGUCUUCCGGGCUCGAAGCUGUACUUCGGUAUCUUCCAGGUGUUUUUCUGGACUGGUAUCGCCGGUAUCUCGGUGGGUACUUACAACAUGAUCAUGGGCAAGAAGCAGUAA
This is a messenger RNA of Malassezia pachydermatis, 192 nucleotides long. RefSeq lists its product as hypothetical. The transcript is spliced from 3 exons. Lineage: Eukaryota; Fungi; Basidiomycota; Malasseziomycetes; Malasseziales; Malasseziaceae. The record is from RefSeq and is a predicted model, not a curated record. The coding region runs from base 1 to 192 and encodes 63 amino acids.